GAUUACUUGAUCUGUGUUGGCAAUUUGGCAUUUGUAAUCUGUCAUUUCAUUUUUAUUAUUAAAAAAUGCAAAACAAAGAAUCUUAAUAGUUUCUAAUCGCACAAACCAAAACAAAUUUUAUCUGCCGUUAUUGAAUUUCUAUCAUACCAUCAUACCCAUAUAUUUUUGUGAAUUACUUAUAUAGCAUUUAUUAUAAGAAAGUUUUAUUAACACAUCACGCCGAUAUAAAGUUUCAAGCAUGGAGCAACUACAUCAGGCACAGACAAUACCUCACAUUGUCCAAGUUUAUCAACCUUCCAUAUCAAACAAUAAAAUUGAAAAUUUUCAAAUAAUUCAUAUUUCACAUCCGUCACUGCAAGAUUCACAAGAGAAAAUUACCUAUCAGCAAUCUGUGUCUGACACUCUCCAUAUGCCUGUGACUAAUCAUAAUAAUGACCCACACAUACAAUUAAAUCAGAAUCAAAUAUCCAUUCCAUGUCAGCAGGCACAUUUGAAUUUGAAUUUACAACAAAUACAGGGUCACAUCACAUUGCAAAGUUCAGAUAUGGCUCAGAGUUUGCAGAUGACUUCACAUAUGUUGAUGCCUCAACCUCCUGUAUUCAAACAGCACAUGUUAUUGAGUAGCGAACAGCAACAAUAUUAUGGAUAUGAUUAUCAAAAGGAGCAGUGUGUUGUAACUAAAGAAGAGCCAGGGUUAACUGACAAAAAGAUGGAGUGUAAAUCAGAAAGUGCUCAAAUAGAAAUAGAAAUUGUACCAUCAAGUAAGCGAACAAGGAGUCAAAUUCCAAACCCAGAAAAGUGGGCUUGCAACAUACGUAAAAUGAAGCAUCAAAGAGGGGAGGCCUACAUUAGCAGAAGAGGGAAAUAUGUUCCUGAAAGACGAGUGAAAAAUACUAAAGACUGUCUCAAAACUUGUAAAUACAAAUGUAAUGAGAAAAUUAACAAUACAGAUCGGGAACAUAUAUUUAGGGCUUUCUAUUCUUUAAAUGCGAAUGAGAAAAGACACUUUUUACUAAAUACAACAGAGAGAAAUCAUGCCAGACAUAAAAUUAUGGAUGGUCAACACAAGAGAAAGUAUUCUUUUAAAUAUUUUUUUCUAGUUAGAGCAGUAAGGUAUACAGUGUGUAAGAAUUUUUAUUUAGGAACUUUAGCUAUAUCACAGAAACCAGUUUAUAAUGUACAUUUGGGAAAAUCUGAUAUGAAUUUACCCAAACCUGAUGGUAGGGGAUUAUCAGAAGCAAGUACUCAUAGUUUACCUGCUGAAGUAAAGGAUAGAGUUCGAAAACAUAUAAUGUCAUUUAAAACAGUAGAAUCAAAAUCAAUAAAACAGUUUUCAAAGAAAAAGCAAUAUCUACCACCUGGUUUAAGUAUAAAAAAAAUGUAUACAAUGUAUUAUAGUGACUGUAGCAAUGAGAAUUUGGUACCUGUUAAAGAGUCAAUGUAUAGGAAAAUUUUGAAAGAAGAAUUUAAUUUACAUUUAAAAAAAAUUAAGUCUGAACAACAGUUAUGUUGUAGAUGUAAAGGAACUAUUAAGAAAAAAUCCUAACUGAAACUGGAUACAAUUUUUUAUACUAUUUGUUUGAUGUAGAAAAAAAUAUUCAAAGUUUUUAUGGAUUUGUUAUCUCAAAUAAGACAUUACAGGGUUAUUGCAUGUUGCUGUCAGUAUGGAAAUUGUAUAAUUUGGAUGUUAAUCUCCAGUGAGUAGAGGACUGUUUUGUUGUAAUUUUUUUUUGUUAUACUAAUAGAUCAAACAAGUGAAAUUAAUUUUUAAUUAAAAUUGCUAUAUAAUAGGAGGUGACAGAAAUGGCAUAACAAGCCAAAGUCCAGCAUUAGUAAAUUAUUAGUAAGAAUACUAUAUUACUAAUAGUUAUUAGUAUUAUAUUGUCCAUGUUACUGUUUAAACUUGAUGAAUUUGUUUCAAUGAGCAUAGAUUAGUAAAUGAAAUAUUGAAAAAUACAAGGUAAUAGAUUCUAAUUGAAAUGGGUUUUUUCAGUUCUUUUGUGGUGUUGCAACAACGCCAUCUAGUAUGAAGAUAAUACUACUGACUUUUCUGUCCAUUAAUAACUGCAAUUAGUCUUAUGAGUAGAAUUUUUUAUAUAUUGAAAGGGCGUGUAGAUGGGUGCUACUGUAGGCAGUACUCUUCCCUUUUCUUUUGCCUUAUAUAGUCAACUAAUUUUACUGAACUGUGUGUUAUUUUGCAGAUGUCUAUUUCACUGGUUAUUUGUUUAAUUCCGCUAUUAUUAGUAUGCGUGCUACUGUCAACACUCGAAAAUUGCCUACUAUUAUUACCAGAAACUCUACAAAUUAUUCUUAUUAAUCAAUCUCCGACUGAGUCAACCAACCAAUUAGAAUUUCAUUCAUUAUGUCGUACCUCUUCACUAGCAUUCUGUCUCGAAUCAUGUUGACAUGAGCGUAUCCUUACAAUUGAGAACUAUAAUAGGUAUGUGCAUACCGUAUACAACUAGGUGGCGUUGUAUACAGAAAUUUAUAGUACUUGUUAACCAACUUUAAGAAAAGGAGAAGGGGUUCUCAAUUCAACCCUAUAAAUGCUUUUUUUAUAGUGUAACAAUAUGGAAAUUGAAGAAAUAAGAGAAGGCGUUUGGUGAAGUGGUAAACUUUAAAAGAAAAAUAUUUUUAAGGUGUUUAUUAUUGAGAGGCCUUAAUGCAGAAAAUAAGAAAAUAAAUUCACACCCUUAUUUUUUAAAUAUUUAUUCAUUUUUAAUAACAUUUUUUUAAUCUAUGUUCCUUGAGGAAAGUUGUUCAUUGUCAUGAAUUAUCCAGCCAGAUUUCGCUUGUUAUAUCCAUUUUAUUACACCUCUACAUUAUCAUUUGAAUGGGCAGUAUUAAUAGUGUUUUGUAAACAGCAAUUUUAUAUUUUGUAAUUUUCAUUUUAACAUGAGCUAGUUAUUUAGUUCUGACAUAAUGAGUUAUUUAUCAAAUGUAUAAAAAGCUUUUGUUGCCUUUUCAAAAAGACAGUAAAUUAUUUUAUAAGGACUAGUCAAUUUAGGUGUAAAAUUAUCUGUAGCUGAGUCUUGGUGCGUGGAAUAAUUGUGUUCUGAGGGCCUGCCAUGAAGUGUUUUCCGAAAUUUCGGAGCCAAACGAAACACAAAUUUGAUGUUGAAAUUACAUAAUACAUGUCGUUUGGAAAUAUUAAAAAUGUUAAAAUAUUGUUCCUUUGGACUUUUAUGAUAGGAUGUAUGACGAACGAAAUGUUAAACAUCAUUUAUUCGUCCGAUUUUGGUAUAAACAAAAACACGAAAUUAAGUCCGAAAUUUCGGGAUUUCAUUUCAUGGUAGACCCGCUGGACAAAACUACGCUUUAUGUCCAUUUCUUAAAGUUUAGUUUGCAUAUAUCGUUGUUAUACGCAUCAAAAUUCGGGUGAUGAACUAUUAUAUCUUUAAAAAAUAAAUGUAUUGAUACUAAACUACGAUAUUGUAGUAAGACUAUUUUUAUAUCGCAGAAGUGCUUUUUAUGUAAACGAGACGCAAAUAAAGCAUGGUUUUAAGUAAUUA
Messenger RNA from Galleria mellonella (greater wax moth), 3512 nucleotides. RefSeq lists its product as uncharacterized. NCBI's taxonomy places the organism in Eukaryota, Metazoa, Arthropoda, Insecta, Lepidoptera, Pyralidae. The transcript has 3 exons. The coding region runs from base 239 to 1546 and encodes 435 amino acids. The record is from RefSeq and is a predicted model, not a curated record.